AUGGUGUUAGUGGUUGAGUUGUGCCAUACCACAGUAUCAGUGGUCGAGCUGUGCCAGACCACGGUGUUAGUGGUUGAGCUGGGCCAGACCACGGUAUUAGUGGUCGAGCGAGGCCAGACCACGGUGUUAGUGUUCGGGCUGGGCUCGAGCUUGGUCGCCAUAUAUUUUUCUAGCUUGACUCGUGUGGGCUUGUGGGCCCAUUGGUCCAUGAGCUUAGCCUCGGUGCACAUGAGGUUGAUUUACGUGGUGUUCACUCAAAGGACUUCUAGUCCUAAUGAAAUUAGGAUGUUUCAGGAUCACCAAGAGGCUUAUCUAAAUGGAGUCGUAGUCCGAGGAGGGUUAGGUUGUUCUGGAGUCCCAGUUCAAGGAGAGCUGGUUUGCUCUAGAGUUCCACUCUGA
Molecule: messenger RNA, 399 nt
Organism: Prunus armeniaca (apricot)
Lineage: Eukaryota; Viridiplantae; Streptophyta; Magnoliopsida; Rosales; Rosaceae
Source: the annotation of a GenBank genome assembly